AUGGCGUCGCCCCAGGAGGACUGGCAAGACCCGACAGGCGGCGUCCUGACAGCCGUGCUGGAGGCCUGCGAGGCCGACGCACCCGAGGAGCUGGCCCAGCUGCUGCAGCAGCUUGCGGAUGGCGGCUGGGAUCCCAACGUGCCGGGCCCCGACGGCGACACGGCCCUCCACAUAGCCGCUCUGUACGGCAGUGAGGCCUGUGUCGACCAGCUGCUGGCUGCCGGGGCGGCGGCCGCCACCACAAACCCCGAGGACGGCACCACACCCUUCCAUGAUGCGGCGGCCGGCGGCUAUGAUUCAAUCCUGACCAAGCUCGCGGCUGCAGCUGCGCGGCAGCUGCCUUGGGUGGCAGCGACGCUGGUUGCCCCUGCCGACGGGCCUGGGGACGACAGCGACAGCAUGCAGCGGCCGGCAGGGGCGGACGAGGGAGGGGCGCGCAGCGGCACGGGUGACGGGGGCGCUGAGCUGGCCGCAAUCGUGAACCUGAGGGACGCCGAAGGAGAGACAGCGCUGCACGCAGCGGCGCGCGGCAACCACCUGUCGACGGUGCGGCUGCUGCUGUUGCUGGGCGCGGACGCUCUGCUGGCGGCUCAGGGCGGGGCGCUGCCGGAGGAUGAGGCGGAGGAGGAGGCGGUCGUGGCACUGCUCAGGGGCGCGGCUGGGACGGAGCGGGCGGUGGGGAGCAGGGAGUAG
This is a messenger RNA of Monoraphidium neglectum, 693 nucleotides long. RefSeq lists its product as hypothetical. The transcript has 2 exons. The record is from RefSeq and is a predicted model, not a curated record. The coding region runs from base 1 to 693 and encodes 230 amino acids. Lineage: Eukaryota; Viridiplantae; Chlorophyta; Chlorophyceae; Sphaeropleales; Selenastraceae. Gene Ontology annotation, molecular function: protein binding.